CCGCCCGCAGAUCCAGCUCGAUGCCCUAACCGUGCCCACCGGAGUCUCGAUCCCCUCCCAGCGAGGCUCUGGUUCUCCAUCUCCAGCCAUGGAGCAUCCUAUAAUCCAGCAAGCUGUGGAGCAUCUUGACGAGCGUGAGGAGGAGGAUAACAAUAACAGCAUGAAGGUGGAGGCGGCAUUUGAGGGGGUGCACACACCGUUCAGGUACAAGCACAAGAAGAGGUCCAAGGUCUGGGAGGAGUACAAGCCCAUCUUCCAGAAUGGGAAGGUUCAGUUCGCGGAGUGCCUGUACUGCCGCAGUCGCAUGAGCUGCAAGGAUUCCAACGGGACGAGCCAUCUGUGGCGGCAUCAGAAGAUCUGCCCGGCCAAGGUGGAAGUGGCGCAGCGGCGGCAGAAGGACUCCUACUUCCCAUAUGUUUUGGUGAAUGAGAAUGACCCGGUUACACCAAAUGAUCCGGUUGAUCAGAUUAUCACAGAGACACUUGAGGACAUAAACUUAGUAAUCCCCAGCAGAUUCAAGUCGAAGGUGUGGAAGGAGUUUAAACCUAUCUAUGCCGAGGGAAAACUCCAGGCUGCGGACUGCAUUCAUUGCCAGAAGCGCCUCAGCGCAAAUAAGUUUGGGGGGAGAAGCCAUCUGAGUCGACAUCUUCAGACCUGUCAAGCACGAAGUGGAAGGGGGCACAAUCAUCAGAAGGGCAUGUUUUAUCCUUGUAGUGUGCCUAAUCUGAAGUCCAGGGGGCAGGAUGAGCUCUCACCUGCCUUGACAAAUGGAAAGGUUCAGAUUGCAGAAUACUCCAGCAAGUUCCUCAGGUCUAGUAGCUCUGGUGACACUUCCCCUAUAGUCCGGCCCAUUCAAGUGGUGCCGGCACAUCAACCUCUGCCAUCACCAGAUUUUCCAAGCCUGAAGAAACCGAGGACCUCAUUUAUGACUACAACGACUGACACAGGCACAAGGAAGGUUGGUCAUGAAACAGCUUAUCAAGAGCUAGCCAGAAUGAUAGCUUCGCAUGGUUAUCCUUUGUCAAUUGUAGAGCACGAAGAAAUGAGGAGAUUUGUAAAGAACCUCAACCCUAUGGUUUACACAGUCUCUCGUAAUGAUAUGGAAGGACAUUGCUGUGCUCUAUUUCAGAAGGAAAAGGCGAAUCUUAAAGAUAAACUUGCGUUUUCCUCCCGGCGUGUCCCUCUCUCAGCAAGCAUUUGGACUCCUGAUGGAGCCGAGCCAACAGUAAAUUACCUUUGUUUGACAGCACAUUUUAUUGAUGAAGACUGGAAAGUUCGCAGAAUGAUAAUCAAAUUUGGCAUGUUUUGGUCCUCACCUACUGAUGUGGAAAGGAUGAUACAUUGUAAGGAGGCUUGUGUCCCAGAGUCUGAAAGUGGAGCAUACAAUGUCAUAUGGGAUGCCAUUAGAGAUUGGAAUCUUGAUCAGAAGCUUUUGAGCUUGACUUCUGUUGGUGAGGUUAGGAAUGAUGCAAGUACCUCGAAGCUGAAGGAAAUGCUUGUAGAGAAGAAGUGCCUUCCUAUCAGAGGCAAGAUAUACAAUAUUGCUUGUGUGGACGAUAUCCUUAAUAGUAUUGUUUCCAAAGUGCAACAAAAUAUCCUUCGCCUUGUUGGUGACUUGGUAACGGACUUUUUUGUGGCACGUACAUCUUCAUCAUUGACCCAACAACAUCUUCUCGAAGUCAUUUCACAGAUGAGUUUGAAGUGUCCACGGGAAGAUGCUAAAUGGUGGCACAAAAUUUAUUUUAGGCUUGAAGUUCUUUUACAUUUCAAGAAGUCAUUUCCUUCUGAAGAAGUGGUGUCUCCAGAAGAUAUCAAGGUUGCUGAGUCUGUUUGCAAGAUUUUGAGGGUGUUUUAUCAUGUUAUUGAAGUCAUUUCUAGCCCUAGCUCUCCGACAGCAAAUAUGUACUUCAAUGAGAUUUGGAAAGUGAGGACAGUUUUUCAAGAAGAAGCAUCAAAUGAGCAUGGAGAAAUCGCUACAAUGGUUAUGGAGAUGCAGGAAACGUUCAACGAGUAUUGGAAAAGUUCAUACUUGUGGUUGUCAAUACCUGUCAUUCUAGAUCCUAGAUUCAAAAUCAGUUUCAUUGAGUUUCGUCUGAAACGAGCUUUUGGAACAAAUUCAGCAAACUUCUUAUCUGACAUACGUGAAACAGUCCGGGAACUCUUCAAUGAAUACUGCAAUUCUAUGGAUCACCUGAGUGGAGAUGCUUCAAAUGGUGAAGCGUUUGAUGCAGUCGAUAAUGAUUCAUUGGAGGAUUGGGAUCAGCAUCUCAAUGAACAAGCAAGCAGUCAGAUAUCUACAGAACUUGACAAUUACUUUGAGGAUGGGUUAGUUCCAAGAAAAGACGAUUUUGAUAUUUUAAACUGGUGGAUGUGCCAUACCACAAAGUACCCUACGCUUGCAACUAUCGCACAGGACAUCUUGGCGAUGCCAGCAUCUGCUGUCCAAUCUGAAGCAGCAUUCAGUAGCAGUGGACAAGUAAUUCCAAAGCAUCACAGUACACUAAGCAUCAAGACCAUUGAGGCACUCGUUUGUACUCGGGAUUGGAUGAGAUAAAGCGGGCCAUGCCAUGCUGCAGUGGAGUACAGAGGUGGGUUGCAGUUUUGGUCGCUGGAAGACCUCAAGCAGUGUCAAUGGCGCUUUCAACCGGAGGUGGCUCUGCCGAUGACCAAGCCCUCGGCCAGGGAUUUGGUUGCUCUUGCUGACUUGUUUCCCGCUGAGAUGUAUAUAUUUUGCCGAUGCCGUUUGCUUGAUGUAGUCGGAUCCAGACCUACUUAUGCCUGUAUGACUUAGCGUAGGCUAAUGUCGAAGACUUGCUUUGUUGUGAUCUCUUAUCGAGUACAGUACUUGCAUGGACAUGAUUAAAGAGAA
Phragmites australis (common reed) is the source of this 2869-nucleotide messenger RNA. Its product is annotated as zinc finger BED domain-containing protein RICESLEEPER 2-like. Bases 89 to 2554 code for a protein of 821 amino acids. NCBI's taxonomy places the organism in Eukaryota, Viridiplantae, Streptophyta, Magnoliopsida, Poales, Poaceae. The transcript is spliced from 4 exons. Gene Ontology annotation, molecular function: protein dimerization activity; DNA binding. The record is from RefSeq and is a predicted model, not a curated record.